Molecule: messenger RNA, 3095 nt
Organism: Homo sapiens (human)
Lineage: Eukaryota; Metazoa; Chordata; Mammalia; Primates; Hominidae
Gene: CMPK2
Product: cytidine/uridine monophosphate kinase 2
Exons: 5
Coding region: 212-1561 (449 amino acids)
Biological process (GO): dTDP biosynthetic process; dUDP biosynthetic process
Cellular component (GO): mitochondrion
Molecular function (GO): dCMP kinase activity; dUMP kinase activity; nucleoside diphosphate kinase activity
Source: RefSeq, marked validated
ACAUCUCGCGGCGAGGAGGAGAGGCCGGAAGGGCGCCCCAGCCCCAGGGCUCCUGCCCCGCCUGGGCCUCCGGCUUUCGUUUCCCCGCAACGCUUCGCUUUCGUUUCCCGCUGGCGCCUGGCUCCCUCCGGGUUUCGUUUCCCGCCGGCGCCUGGCUCCCGCCAGGUUUCGUUUCCGAGGCGGGGCCGAGGGCGGCGUCGCUGAGGCGCCCAUGGCCUUCGCCCGCCGGCUCCUGCGCGGGCCACUGUCGGGGCCGCUGCUCGGGCGGCGCGGGGUCUGCGCUGGGGCCAUGGCUCCGCCGCGCCGCUUCGUCCUGGAGCUUCCCGACUGCACCCUGGCUCACUUCGCCCUAGGCGCCGACGCCCCCGGCGACGCAGACGCCCCCGACCCCCGCCUGGCGGCGCUGCUGGGGCCCCCGGAGCGCAGCUACUCGCUGUGCGUGCCCGUGACCCCGGACGCCGGCUGCGGGGCCCGGGUCCGGGCGGCGCGGCUGCACCAGCGCCUGCUGCACCAGCUGCGCCGCGGCCCCUUCCAGCGGUGCCAGCUGCUCAGGCUGCUCUGCUACUGCCCGGGCGGCCAGGCCGGCGGCGCACAGCAAGGCUUCCUGCUGCGCGACCCCCUGGAUGACCCUGACACCCGGCAAGCGCUGCUCGAGCUGCUGGGCGCCUGUCAGGAGGCACCACGCCCGCACUUGGGCGAGUUCGAGGCCGACCCGCGCGGCCAGCUGUGGCAGCGCCUCUGGGAGGUGCAAGACGGCAGGCGGCUGCAGGUGGGCUGCGCACAGGUCGUGCCCGUCCCGGAGCCCCCGCUGCACCCGGUGGUGCCAGACUUGCCCAGUUCCGUGGUCUUCCCGGACCGGGAAGCCGCCCGGGCCGUUUUGGAGGAGUGUACCUCCUUUAUUCCUGAAGCCCGGGCAGUGCUUGACCUGGUCGACCAGUGCCCAAAACAGAUCCAGAAAGGAAAGUUCCAGGUUGUUGCCAUCGAAGGACUGGAUGCCACGGGUAAAACCACGGUGACCCAGUCAGUGGCAGAUUCACUUAAGGCUGUCCUCUUAAAGUCACCACCCUCUUGCAUUGGCCAGUGGAGGAAGAUCUUUGAUGAUGAACCAACUAUCAUUAGAAGAGCUUUUUACUCUUUGGGCAAUUAUAUUGUGGCCUCCGAAAUAGCUAAAGAAUCUGCCAAAUCUCCUGUGAUUGUAGACAGGUACUGGCACAGCACGGCCACCUAUGCCAUAGCCACUGAGGUGAGUGGGGGUCUCCAGCACCUGCCCCCAGCCCAUCACCCUGUGUACCAGUGGCCAGAGGACCUGCUCAAACCUGACCUUAUCCUGCUGCUCACUGUGAGUCCUGAGGAGAGGUUGCAGAGGCUGCAGGGCCGGGGCAUGGAGAAGACCAGGGAAGAAGCAGAACUUGAGGCCAACAGUGUGUUUCGUCAAAAGGUAGAAAUGUCCUACCAGCGGAUGGAGAAUCCUGGCUGCCAUGUGGUUGAUGCCAGCCCCUCCAGAGAAAAGGUCCUGCAGACGGUAUUAAGCCUAAUCCAGAAUAGUUUUAGUGAACCGUAGUUACUCUGGCCAGGUGCCACGUCUAACUAGAUUAGAUGUUGUUUGAAACAUCUACAUCCACCAUUUGUUAUGCAGUGUUCCCAAAUUUCUGUUCUACAAGCAUGUUGUGUGGCAGAAAACUGGAGACCAGGCAUCUUAAUUUUACUUCAGCCAUCGUACCCUCUUCUGACUGAUGGACCCGUCAUCACAAAGGUCCCUCUCAUCAUGUUCCAGUGAGAGGCCAGCGAUUGCUUUCUUCCUGGCAUAGUAAACAUUUUCUUGGAACAUAUGUUUCACUUAAUCACUACCAAAUAUCUGGAAGACCUGUCUUACUCAGACAGCACCAGGUGUACAGAAGCAGCAGACAAGAUCUUCCAGAUCAGCAGGGAGACCCCGGAGCCUCUGCUUCUCCUACACUGGCAUGCUGAUGAGAUCGUGACAUGCCCACAUUGGCUUCUUCCACAUCUGGUUGCACUCGUCAUGAUGGGCUCGCUGCAUCUCCCUCAGUCCCAAAUUCUAGAGCCAAGUGUUCCUGCAGAGGCUGUCUAUGUGUCCUGGCUGCCCAAGGACACUCCUGCAGAGCCAUUUUUGGGUAAGGAACACUUACAAAGAAGGCAUUGAUCUUGUGUCUGAGGCUCAGAGCCCUUUUGAUAGGCUUCUGAGUCAUAUAUAAAGACAUUCAAGCCAAGAUGCUCCAACUGCAAAUAUACCAACCUUCUCUGAAUUAUAUUUUGCUUAUUUAUAUUUCUUUUCUUUUUUUCUAAAGUAUGGCUCUGAAUAGAAUGCACAUUUUCCAUUGAACUGGAUGCAUUUCAUUUAGCCAAUCCAGUAAUUUAUUUAUAUUAAUCUAUACAUAAUAUGUUUCCUCAGCAUAGGAGCUAUGAUUCAUUAAUUAAAAGUGGAGUCAAAACGCUAAAUGCAAUGUUUGUUGUGUAUUUUCAUUACACAAACUUAAUUUGUCUUGUUAAAUAAGUACAGUGGAUCUUGGAGUGGGAUUUCUUGGUAAAUUAUCUUGCACUUGAAUGUCUCAUGAUUACAUAUGAAAUCGCUUUGACAUAUCUUUAGACAGAAAAAAGUAGCUGAGUGAGGGGGAAAUUAUAGAGCUGUGUGACUUUAGGGAGUAGGUUGAACCAGGUGAUUACCUAAAAUUCCUUCCAGUUCAAAGGCAGAUAAAUCUGUAAAUUAUUUUAUCCUAUCUACCAUUUCUUAAGAAGACAUUACUCCAAAAUAAUUAAAUUUAAGGCUUUAUCAGGUCUGCAUAUAGAAUCUUAAAUUCUAAUAAAGUUUCAUGUUAAUGUCAUAGGAUUUUUAAAAGAGCUAUAGGUAAUUUCUAUAUAAUAUGUGUAUAUUAAAAUGUAAUUGAUUUCAGUUGAAAGUAUUUUAAAGCUGAUAAAUAGCAUUAGGGUUCUUUGCAAUGUGGUAUCUAGCUGUAUUAUUGGUUUUAUUUACUUUAAACAUUUUGAAAAGCUUAUACUGGCAGCCUAGAAAAACAAACAAUUAAUGUAUCUUUAUGUCCCUGGCACAUGAAUAAACUUUGCUGUGGUUUACUAAUCUA